This is a messenger RNA of Labeo rohita (rohu), 4070 nucleotides long. It is a transcript of the gene sall4, whose product is annotated as spalt-like transcription factor 4. Lineage: Eukaryota; Metazoa; Chordata; Actinopteri; Cypriniformes; Cyprinidae. Bases 96 to 3362 code for a protein of 1088 amino acids. Gene Ontology annotation, biological process: regulation of transcription by RNA polymerase II. Gene Ontology annotation, molecular function: DNA-binding transcription factor activity, RNA polymerase II-specific; RNA polymerase II cis-regulatory region sequence-specific DNA binding. Gene Ontology annotation, cellular component: nucleus. The record is from RefSeq and is a predicted model, not a curated record. The transcript has 4 exons.
UCUACUCGAGGGGCUAAUUUCCCCCAACCUGGAGAAUUUCUAAAGGAGAGGGACUAAAUAGUCUUACUAUUCGCCCCUGAUGGUUGUAGGUUACCAUGUCGCGGCGCAAGCAAUCCAAACCACAGCAUAUCAAUUCAGACGAGCCCGCUUCGACAGAAAAUGGGAUCUUGCACAACGGUCAAGGUGAGGAGGAUGGCAACGAGGCUAAGAGACGACGAUCAGAGGAGACGAGGGUUUGCGACAAAUGUUGCGCCGAGUUCUUCGAUGAGGCAGAGUUUCUUGAACACGAGAGAAAUUGCACUAAGAGUCAGCAGGUCGUGAUUAUGAAAGAUGGUGACGGGAGUGAAGUGCCCCCUGAGUUCUCCCAGCAUUCUCCGGGUGAUUUCCUCGGUGAUCAUGGUGAUCAGUCUAGCAGUCAUUCGCUUUCAAAGAGUGCAGAGUCUGAGGAGAUGGAAGGAGAGCUCAUGCUGAACCAGGAGGACCCCUCAAAUCAUGAUCAAGAUGUGUCUGGUAGUUCAGACAUGGGGUACAUGGUAUCUUCCAAAUUGCAAGACUCUAAUGUGACUCUUGAGUCCAUGGCUGCUACUAAAGUUGCUGUAACCCAACACUCAUCCAGUUCGUCCAGUCAGAAGUCUCCACCCCCGCAACCCCACCAAGACGCCCUUAUCGCAAUCCCCAUGAUCCUGGAACAGCUGGUCAGCCUCCAGCAGCAACAAUUGCAGCAGAUUCAGCUAACUGAGCAGAUACGCAUCCAAGUGGCCAUGAUGACACCUCAGAGUUUCCACUCCGCGUUGGGUGCCGCUGUGGAUCCGCUGAAAGCACUGGGUGCGCAUCUAUCGCAGCAGCUUUCGGCGGCAGCCGCCCUCAUUGGCAAACGGACCGGUUCCCAGAACUUAUCCUUGGAAGCCUUAAAACAAGCCAAGCUACCUCAAUCCACCACCAUUCCCACAUCCCUCGCUGGAGGUUUGGGCUCGGUACCCUUAAAAGCAGACUUGAAAGGACUCCCCGAUUUAGCUAGCCGGCUUCCAGCGCUGCUUCCUCAGUCUCCAGGGGUUAUGGGAUUACAAAGUCCCUUUAAUACCCUUGCAGCAAGCAUGGAUUCUUCUAAAAAGGCAAAAAGUAAAAUCCCUGCCAUGUCGGAGCCCAAAAAUGUCUCUGGUGAACAUAUGUUCAAGCACAAAUGCAAGUUCUGCGGGAAGACGUUUGGAAAUGACAGCGCUCUCCAAAUCCACUUGCGCUCACACACUGGCGAAAGGCCCUAUAAGUGUAACAUCUGUGGAAACCGUUUCACAACCAAAGGAAACCUCAAAGUGCAUUUCCAGAGGCACAAAGAAAAAUACCCACACAUUAAGAUGAAUCCUCAUCCCGUGCCGGAACACCUGGACAACAUGCCGACAAACAACGGCAUCCCCUACGGGAUGUCUCUGCCUAUGGAGGAGAACGGUUUUGCUGACACGAAACCAGUGCUGGGGCUUCCCUCGACAGGUCUCCAUCCGCCAGUGCUCCAAGGAUUCAAGCCCUCGUAUGAUGUUCCGGUAGGUGGGGACCUCUACUCCCAGAGGCCUUCUUCAUCUGGCAGCGACGGUGCAUCUAUUUCUUCCGGCAUGUUCGGUCAGGAGAUGACAGGACUGGAUCAGAGCAAAGAUUCCUCUGAGGCUCUGGCUGGAUUGCACCACAUAAACGGCAACGGUCUACCUGGUGAAAAUGGCUCUGGUACUGCAAAGCUUCAGCAGAUGGUGGAUGGCUUGGAAAAGAAGACCAACGACCCCAAUGAAUGUGUUAUUUGCCAUAGAGUGCUGAGCUGCCAAAGUUCCCUCAAAAUGCAUUACCGCACACACACCGGUGAGCGACCGUACAAAUGCAAAAUCUGUGGCAGGGCUUUCUCCACCAAGGGCAACCUCAAAGCUCACUAUGGCGUUCACAGGGCCAACACUCCUCUUAAGAUGCAACACUCAUGCCCGAUUUGUCAUAAGAAGUUCACCAAUGCAGUCGUCCUCCAGCAGCAUAUUCGUAUGCAUAUGGGCGGCCAGAUUCCCAACACCCCUCUGCCAGAGAAUCAAUUUGAGAGUCCUGAAGCACUGGAUGCUAGCAUGACUGAGGACAAGAACAUCGACUCCACUGGGCAUGAAGAGAGCAUGGAAGAGCAAGACUUGGAUUUGGACAAUCAGGACAAGCUGAACAACUCUACAGAGUUCCAGCCUGCUGCCAAGGAAGAUCAGGCUUUCCAAGGUCCACCAUCUAUGUUUACAGGCAUUGCUGCCCUGGAGAACCACAUGAAGAGCCUCACCUCUGCACUGAACCUGCAACGACAAAGCAGCACUGCUUCUGAGAGCGAUAGCGGGCUCAAAGAUUCUCCUUUGGGGUCUGGAGAAAUGGAUUACAAGAACGGACGCAGUCCGGCUGUUUCAGACUCUGUGUCUUUUCACUCUUCAUCCCCUAUCGAUGGUCCCUUGAGUAAUGGACAAUCAAAAUCACCAGAAUCCACAAACCCAGAUGAUGGACUUAAAUCCAGACCAGACUCUGACGCGCCUCAAGAUUUUAGCGAAAACAGUGGAGCACUGGACUUGACAUCAAGUUUUACUCCGAAGCCCAUCAAAGAGGAGCCAGGCUUGUCCUUCCCCAGUGGCGAAUUUGGUUCUAGUCAGUUAUCAUUCAUGAGGGUGCCUCCAAGUCUGGUCAAACUGGAGAUGCAGAUUCCUCCUGAGACUCCCAUGGGUGCCCAUGGCCUCUACAGCUCUCAACUGCCCCAAGGAGCUGCCACUCCUCCUGCAACUUCUAGUGCUCCUCGUCGCUCCACCAAGCAACAUCUCUGCAAUGCCUGUGGGAAGAACUUCUCAUCUGCAAGUGCUCUGCAGAUCCACGAACGUACACACACGGGCGAGAAGCCAUUCGCUUGCACGAUCUGUGGCAGGGCUUUCACAACAAAGGGAAACCUUAAGGUGCAUGUUGGGACCCACAUGUGGAAUAACACAGCAAGGCGAGGCCAACGACUAUCGUUGGAUAACCCAAUGGCUUUGAUGGCCAUGGGCACUGAGCCCAAGAUGAAUCCAGACAUGCUGCCGCCCCCAAAGGAUUUGAUUCCCCCACCGAUUAAUUUCGAUCCGUCGAUGUGGAACCAGUACGCCGCUGCCUUCACGAACGGGCUGACUAUGAAGACCAAUGAGAUUUCGGUCAUCCAAAAUGGCGGCAUCCCUCUCCCAGGAAGCCUCGCUGGAGGUCCUUUAGUAGGCUCUACUGGGGGAAUAACCAAGAUGGAGACCUCUCAGAUGGGCAUCCCUGGCACAAUUGCAGAAAUGGAAAAGAACGGCUCUGACAGCAUAGCAAAGUUUCCACAUUUUAUGGAGGAGGGUAAAGUGAAUUAGUAAGUAAAAGGACUACAGAUAGACAUUCCCAAUCAACGGUCUGCCUUGUGCUGAUUGGCUUAUGAGCCUGCUGAAAUGUCAGGAACUGAGCUAUUUAUUAAGUCUUUAGUUGGUACAAUCAAUUGCUUUUAAGAAGUUGCAAAUUUACAAACCCUUGUUAAAUGAGCCUGCACCCUAAAAUGGGCCAUGCCUUCCCCUACAUGCUAUCGAUUUACUUCUAGUUGAAUCUGAUCUAACUACUGUAGUUUUUCCUUUUCUUUCUCUCUCUAAUAUAUGCGGGUAUUUUGUCAGUUUUGUUUCUAGAAGUUGAAUGUAAGUCUUACUUGAAAUAGCUUUAUUCCAGAGCAGUCUCAUUAGUGAUAGGACACUCUUUUUGUGAGCUCUAUGACCCUCAGGACACGAGAUCUCAAUGUUUUAACAGUUAACACCUUGUUCAUCUCUGCUUGGCUACUCAUGGUCCUGUUGUUCGUUGUGUUCCAUUAAAGUUCACUAGUCACAAAUAACAUGCAUAGGUGUUUGUGGAAUAUGUGCCUAGAUAAAUUGACCAUUCCACACAAUCUACUGACGAUUACGGUUUCAUCGAUGGACAUGAUGAGUAGUUAUAGGUUUAUUUUGAAACUGGAUUUCACUAAGUUAUUAAAAGUUUUUGACCUGAUAUAGUUUCUAUUUGCGCUUAAUACCAAAAAUGAUUUAGCUAAGUGCCUGUCU